Messenger RNA from Parastagonospora nodorum SN15, 312 nucleotides. RefSeq lists its product as hypothetical. The transcript has a single exon. Bases 1 to 312 code for a protein of 103 amino acids. The record is from RefSeq and is a predicted model, not a curated record. NCBI's taxonomy places the organism in Eukaryota, Fungi, Ascomycota, Dothideomycetes, Pleosporales, Phaeosphaeriaceae.
AUGGACUUCAUGUCCAAAACAGUCUACGCAGAACUCGUGCCCACGCGCAAGGACUUCCUGCGCCACCCGUACGACUCGAUCAAUCGCUUCCUCGAGGUCUACAAAAUGCACAUGGAACAGUUGUCGCAGGUGUACACGGAGCAGCGACUGCGAAAGGUCGAGGAAGUCGAGAAGAGGAAGCAGUACCGGUUGGAGAGACAGCGGGAGGCGGAGGAGAGGGGCGAGGAGUAUGUGGAGGAUCCGAGGUAUUAUGUUGGUGAGGAUGGAAUUCGGCGGAGGAGGGUUAAGAAGUGGUUUGGGAUUUGGGAGUGA